Molecule: messenger RNA, 2391 nt
Organism: Ascoidea rubescens DSM 1968
Lineage: Eukaryota; Fungi; Ascomycota; Saccharomycetes; Ascoideales; Ascoideaceae
Product: alkaline phosphatase family protein
Exons: 2
Coding region: 1-2391 (796 amino acids)
Biological process (GO): nucleoside triphosphate metabolic process
Molecular function (GO): nucleoside triphosphate diphosphatase activity; ribonucleoside triphosphate phosphatase activity
Source: RefSeq, a predicted model, not a curated record
AUGGCCACUGCCCACCCAGUCGACGUUCCCAUAACUGAUCUAGAUGAGGAGGACGACGACAUCAUAAUCACAAAUCCUGAGCUUUAUGAUAAUGAUGCUGACAACAAUGACUUGAACUAUAAUAUAUUCAACGAUGACUACGAGUCUUCUAUCACUUUAGCUAAUCACAGUAACCAUAGCAGGACAGACUCUUACUCAAUGAAUCUAAAUCUAAUUCUCAACCAAUUUAACCGAAAUAAUAACAACAAGUUCUCAUUCCAUAGUUUUGUUAAAAGAUUUGGUUAUUUUUUUGGUUUAACUGCCUUCUUAUCUUUUCUAAUUAUAUCAUCAGUUAUUGUAUCAAAACUGAAGAAUAGCGAAAUAAAUAAUAAUUCCAGUGAUAUUGACGAUGCUUAUAAUAAUUUAUCGAAUGAAAAACCUUUACUUUUCAAUGGAACUGAUUUUUUUUAUCCAACUACAAUCUUAAUUUCUCUAGAUGGUUUUCAUCCUCAUUAUAUUUCUUCUCAAUUAACUCCAUUUAUGCACAGUUUUUUUGAAAAGUCUUAUGGUCCUCCAUACAUGAUACCUUCUUUUCCUUCUUCAACUUUCCCAAAUCACUGGACUUUAAUAACUGGUUUAUAUCCAGCAGAUCAUGGCAUAGUUGGAAAUACUUUUCAUGAUCCUAAUUUAGAUAUCAAAUUCCAUAAUACCAACAAAAAUUUAUCUUUGGAUCCCUUUUAUUGGGGUGGUGAGCCAAUUUGGACAACCGCCUAUAACCAAGGUGUUUCAACCGCUGUUCAUAUGUGGCCAGGUUCAGAAGUUCAAUUUGAGUCUGGUAACCCCAUGGAAGUAGAUCCUUAUAAUGGUACUGAGUUGUUGUCAACAAAAGUUGAUAGAUUAUUAAGUUGGUUAGAUAGAAAUAUUGCUACAAGACCAGAAUUAUUAUUAAAUUAUGUUCCUACUAUAGAUUCUCUAGGCCAUAAAUAUGGCAUAUCUGGUGAAAAUCUAGACAAGGGUUUAACUUAUGUUGAUAACUUUAUUGAAAGUAUUAUAAUUGGCUUAGAAGAAAGAAAUUUAACUAACAUCAUUAAUUUAGUUGUUGUUUCUGAUCAUGGAAUGGCAGAAGUUAAUAACGAUAGAGUAUUUUUAUUAGACGAUUUAAUCGAUUUAGAUAAAAUUGAAUUUAUUGAUGGUUGGCCAUUAAUAGGUUUAAGACCAUAUAAAAAACAUAAAAUUGAUAAAAUUUACAAAAAGUUAGUUAAGAAUCAUAAAAAGAAAUUAAACAAAAACCCUCAUAUAAAAAUCUAUAAAAAAGAAGAUAUGCCAGUUGAAUGGAAUUUUGGUACAAGAUUUGAUUCUAAAUUUUAUGACAGAAUUGCUCCAAUUUGGAUAGUGCCAGAUGUUGGUUAUAUCAUUGCCACAAAAAAAGAAAUGAAGGAGAAAAAUAAUGAUUAUAGACCAAAGGGAAUACAUGGAUAUAAUAACACGGAAGUUUUGAUGAGAGCUCUCUUUUUGUCUAGCGGUCCAUAUUUUCAAAACAUUUUAGAAUCAAAAGAUAAUGAGUUCCAUAAAGUAAAACCAUUUAAUAAUAUUGAAGUGUAUAAUAUCUUAUGUGAUUCAUUGAAUUUAGUUCCUGCAUCAAAUAAUGGUUCAAAACCUAUAAAUAUUUUUAAUAAAAAAACUGUUCUCUCAUCAGAUUGGAGAGAUCCAUUUGCAUACCCCGGAGUUGAUUAUAUGGUUGAUGUUAUUCCCGAAAACGCAACUUAUGACUUGUUAUUUAGAGAAGGAUUAGAGAAUCCAUAUUUGAAUUUGACAACUUUAAAGAGUGACGAUGAAGAUUUUGAUAAUGGAAAAGAUUUAAAGAUUAAUCCAUCAUCGUCACUAUACAUUGAAGAAGAAACAUUGACUGCUAUUGAGCCAGAUGUGACGCCAGGAUUAGAUUAUUUGGACAAAGACAGUAGCAAAUCCAUAAAUGAGAAAAACACUCAGACAUCUACUGACAAAGAAGCUGAAAAAUCAGGUGAAAAAUCAUUAUGGGACUAUAUCGAUGAUAUAGUCGAAGAUAUUGAAGAUACAGUAGAUGAUAUUUUGGAAGAAGUCACUGAUUAUUUACAUAACAAUGACAAGGGUAAGAACAAAGACAAAGACAAAGACAAAGACAAAGACAAAGAUGAAGAUGAUGAAGAUGAUGAUAAUGAUGAUGAUGAUGAUGAUGACAAUGAUGACAAUGAUGACAAUGAUGACGAUGAAGAAAAAGAAGAUGAUGAUAAAAAAGACAAACAGAAAAGCAAAAAUAAAGACAAAGGCGACGACAACGACAACGAUAAUGAUGAUGAUAAUGAUGAUGAUAAUGAUGAUGAUGAUGAUGAUGAUGAUGAUAAUAAUAAUAAUAAUAAUAAUAAUAAAACAUAA